AAAACUGGAACGUAAGUAGUAAUCCAAUAUGGCGGCAAGGGAUGCGCUAAUUUUCGUGAGAAGUGAAAUGACUGGUGAUCAAUGAUUUUUUGGAAGAUGUCGUCGUUGAAGUUUCUCUCUAACUGUCGAUAUAUCGCGUCACCAUUUACGAAUGUACAAGAUCUUUCCUGGAGGCUGCUUAUGAGGAAAUUCGGUGUACAUCUGUGCUUUACGAAUGCUGUGAAAGCGUUGGACGUAAUACAAGAUGCUGAAAAUACACGAGACAAUUUACUUGGUAUUUCAGCGUUGAGGCAGGAGGAUCGACCAUUGAUUGUUCAGUUGUUUUCAGAAGAACCUGAAAUUUUAGUAAAGGCAGUGAAUGGAUUGGAGGGCCUUUGUGAUGCUGUCGACAUCAGUAACAACUUUACCACUGACGGUUUGAGUGACCUCCCCGGUGACAAACAGCAUGACAAGUGGAGCUCGUGGUUGAGUUGUAUUCAGAGAGUUCACCAAGAGUGUAAAAUGCCUAUUAUGUGCAAGCUCCCUUUUAAUUGGCAAACAACUGACGAAGCAGUUGAGAGGGGUAAAUCACUCCAUAAGGUUGGAUGUGAGCUUUUACUACUCCACAAACACAGUGCAGAGAAGAUUAAUGCCAGUAUUUCUAAGAAGGAUUGGGAUUCAGUCAAAGUAAUCCGAGAGUCUGUUUCCCUUCCAAUAAUUGUUGAUGUUGGAUUAUCCUCUAAAUGGGAGGUCGAUGAAUGUAUAGAGUACACAGGAGUUCAGGGUGUGACUGCCUCAGAGUCUUUGGAAGGUAACCCAUCACUUUUCUGUAAGAAACAGCCUCCAGUGUUAGAUGUGGUCAGGCAGUACUUGGAACUUUGCAAAGUCCAUCCUACAUCCAUUUCCAACAUCAAACAUCAUAUCAAUGGAUUUUGUGGAUUUUAUCUCAGCAGGUUUCAUGAUUUGAGCACCAGCCUUAAAGAGGUACAGAGCUUAGAGGGCAUUGAACAGCUGAUGGAGGAAUUAGGAGAAAAUAUUUCUAAGCUUUCUGGAAAAGAAUUAAAGUCUCUGACAAGCCUGAGAAGGAAGAAGGAGUGGAGAAAGCGAGGACGAGACAGAAAGAAGGAAGAGGGGACAAAAGUUGUAAAAGAGAGAGACGAAAAUCACAUCCCAAAAAUUGUAUUAAAGAAACUUCAGAAAGAGCGAGUGGGAAACGCAAUGAAGUCUGAUGCUCAGAGAGUGGCCAUUGAUUUUACCGUAAUAGACUGUAUGCUUAAUAAGGAAAUAUCCAAACUCGCUGGUCAAUUAAUGCGACUGUAUGGUUGCAAUAUGAAGUCGACGUCUCCAGUUCACCUUUACCUGACGGGACUGGAAACCGGCGGUGUAGUGUACCGUGAAUGUGAAAGACAGUCGUUCGACUUCACUAAGAUAUUGGCGAGCGUGUCAGAGAAAAGCUAUUUGACUUUGUUUGACGCUGACGAUGUCGUUUAUUUGACACCAGACUCACCAAAUGGUAAGAAUCUUUAA
Molecule: messenger RNA, 1506 nt
Organism: Pocillopora damicornis (cauliflower coral)
Lineage: Eukaryota; Metazoa; Cnidaria; Anthozoa; Scleractinia; Pocilloporidae
Product: tRNA-dihydrouridine(16/17) synthase [NAD(P)(+)]-like
Biological process (GO): tRNA N1-guanine methylation
Cellular component (GO): nucleus; nucleoplasm
Molecular function (GO): tRNA binding
Source: RefSeq, a predicted model, not a curated record